Molecule: messenger RNA, 3114 nt
Organism: Myotis myotis
Lineage: Eukaryota; Metazoa; Chordata; Mammalia; Chiroptera; Vespertilionidae
Biological process (GO): proteolysis; virion assembly
Molecular function (GO): aspartic-type endopeptidase activity; RNA-DNA hybrid ribonuclease activity; nucleic acid binding
Source: RefSeq, a predicted model, not a curated record
AUGGGACAGACUCAGACUACUCCUUUAAGUAUUAUGAUUGAUCAUUUCAAAGAGGUUAAGGGAAGGGCUAACAACCUCAAUGUGGAGGUACAAAAGAGCCGGUGGCAGAUUUUCUGUUCCAGCGAGUGGCCAGCUUUCAACAUUGGAUGGCUGCCAGAGGGAACUCUCGAUCUCCCUACCAUCCGCUGGGUCAGGGAUGUCAUCUCCUGGCCGAAGGGGAGUCAUCCUGAUCAACUCCCUUACAUUACUAUUUGGCAGGACCUUGUGGAGGACCCACCCUCUUGGCUUAAGCCCUUCCUAGCCCCGUGCCCUCUCGAGCCAAGACCUAUUCUUGCCUUGCAGGAAACGGAGAAGAAAAAGGAGGAGAAGAAAGUCACCCCGCCAUCAGCUCCCCUCUACCCUGUCUUUCAGGGGGGAACUGAAGAAGAACUAAUUUUUCCUCCCCUGUAUCAGCUCCCUAGGGUGCCAGAGAGACCCGACCUUCCCCCAUCAGGGGAAGCAGACGCUGCCCCGAGAGUGGUUGGAGGAGGAGUUCCGGGAGGGGUUUGGGGAGGAGUUCCAGUGGGAAGCCCGCCCUUGACUAGACAAAGGGCUCAGAUGGAGCAGUCUGCCCUGGCCGCCGACUCCACUAUUAAGACUCUGCCUUUGCAAACCGUGGGCCCCCCAGAUGCGGAUGGCAAUCAGCCCCAUCACUGUUGGCCUCUCGCCACUAGUGACCUUUACAACUGGAAGGUUCAGAAUCCUAAGUUCUCUGAGAAGCCGGUGGGACUUAUUGAUUUGUUAGACUCUGUACUUUUCACCCACCAGCCUACAUGGGACGACUGCCAGCAGCUUUUACAGGUCCUGUUCACAACUGAGGAGAGGGAAAGAAUCCUCAAUGAGGCCCGGAAAGUGGUUCCAGGCGUGGACGGGAACCUAACCACCAACCAGGCCCAGAUAGAUGUCUCUUUUCCCUUAACUAGGCCUGAAUGGGAUUUCAACAUGGCAGAAGGUAAGGAGAGGCUCCGGGUCUACCACCAGACUCUAAUGGGGGGUCUCUGAAUGGCUGCUAGGAAGCCCACUAAUUUUGCCAAGGUAGGAAAUGUUCAGCAGGAAAGGGAUGAGUCUCCAGCUGCCUUUUUAGAACAGAUCAUGGAGGCAUACCGCACCUAUACCCCCAUGGAUCCAGAAGCUCCUGAGAGUAAAGCAGCUGUAAUCAUGAGUUUUGUGAACCAAUCAGCUGCAGACAUUAGAAAGAAGCUGCAGAAAGUAGAUAUAUUAGGAGAAAAAAGUCUGCAGGACUUGCUGGAGGUAGCCGAGAAGGUGUAUAACAACUGGGAGCCUCCUGAAGAUAAACAGAUUCUGCUAGCCACCACCGUGGACUCCCCUGAAGAAUGGAACUGCCGCCUUUGCCGACUUGCCAAUAACCAGGAGGAAGUUAAGGAGGCCGCCCAGGGUGGGAGAAGAAGGCUGCAGAAGAAUCAGUGUGCUUACUGCAGAGAGAUAGGGCACUGGGUCCAAAGAAGGCCGGCGAAGGGAAGCAAGACUGACUGAGUGAAAAUCUUAGAGCUGGAAGAGCUGAGUGAUUAGGGGAGUCGGGGUUCAGACCCCUUCCCCAAGCCCAGGGUAACUCUUAGAGUGGAGGGGACCCCUGUUGACUUCCUUGUCGACACUGGAGCACAACAUUCGGUCCUCCGCACACCUCAGGGGAAGCUAGCCAAUAAGAAGUCCUGGGUACAAGGGGCAACUGGUAUGAGCCAGUAUUCAUGGACUACCUGAAGAACGGUAGAUCUAGGAACGGGCUGGGUAUCCCACUCCUUUUUGGUGAUUCCAGAAUUCCCUACCGGUAUGCCACUAUUAGGACGGGACUUACUAACCAAGAUUGGAGCCCAGAUAACUUUCAGACAAGGGGGGCCUCAGGUCACUGAUGGCAAAGGCCACCCCAUCCAGGUUUUGACCCUGAGACUAGAGGAUGAGUACCGCCUCCACCAGGGGCCAUCCCCAGUAGAAAGCAACAUGGACAGAUGGCUACAAGAAUUCCCCACAGCUUGGCCAGAGACGGGGGGUGUAGGACUAGCCACUCACAGGACCCCAACCCUGGUAGAGCUAAAACCAGAAGAAGGCCCAAUAAGAGUCAAGCAGUAUCCUAUGUCUCAGGAGGCCGGGAAGGGAAUCCAAGCCUCACAUCCAGAGACUGCGAAGCCUAGGGGAUGCCUUCUUCAAUCUGCUGUUGGCGCCUCAAAGCCAACCCUUAUUGGCUUCGAAUGGCACGACCCGGAUGAGGGCUACAGUGGACAAUUAACCUGGACACGAUUGCCCCAGGGGUUCAAGAAUUCACCCACCAUCUUCAACGAGGCACUACACGAGGACCUGGCGUACUUGUCUAAGAAGCUGGAUGCAGUAGCUGCCGGCUGUCCGCCAUGCCUAAGAAUUAUUGUGGCAACCGCGCUCUUAGUCAAGGAUGCUGACAAACUGACCCUGGGGCAGGAAAUCUGGAUCACAACCCCGCAUGCCAUUGAGGGAGUCCUAAAACAGCCUCCUGACAGAUGGAUGAACAAUGCACGUAUGACCCACUAUCAGAGCCUCCUACUCAACCCUCCUAGAGUGCGAUUCCACCCUAAUGGGGCCCUUAACCCCGAUACUUUGCUGCCUGACCCCAACUUAGAUGCCCCACUACAUGACUGUGUGGGAAUCCUAGAGCAACUACAUGGAUUCCGAAAGGACCUGACCAACCGGCCCCUCCCAGAUGCUGAGGCCACUUGGUUCACGGAUGGGAGCAGCUUCAUACGGGAUGGGCACAGGUAUGCGGGGGCAGCAGUGGCCACUGAAACGGACACUGUAUGGGCAGAGGCUCUACCCUCCGGGACGUCAGCCCAGCAAGCAGAGCUUGUCGCCCUCACUAAGGCGCUGACCCUGGGAGCUGGAAAACAGCUGUACAUCUACACAGAUAGUCGUUAUGCGUUUGCCACAGCUCAUGUUCAUGGGGCAAUCUAUCAGGAGAGGGGGUUACUGACGGCAGAAGGGUGGACUAUAAAGAAUAAGCAGGAGAUACUCAAACUGCUUACAGCCUUAUGGCUUCCUGCCAAGUUAGCCAUUAUCCACUGCCAAGGGACCAGAAGACAGACGACCCGGUAG